AGGUACAGAGUCUCGGGCCAAUAUAAUAAGCUUUGGCUUUUCUUUGGCUUUUUUUCCCCCUUUACACUCGCAUUUCAGUUCAAAUGUACCUCAACAUCAUGGCAUUUGCCAGCAAAACUUCAUUAUAGUGAAUCCACGUUGUCAUUUUGUCUUCACAGGUGAGGAGUUCUACGAAACCUCUCCCUACGAGCCAGAUUCAUUCCGUCUAGGCUCCAUCCUCUCAGGCAUGCACUCCUCCACCCUGAGGGCCAGCACACACUGCCUGGACUCCACCCGGCCUUGCAACCCCUGCCUGGACGCCACCAAAGCCUGCAACCUGAACGAAACGUGCAGGCGCCAGCGCUCGGCUUACAUCGACACCUGCAACAAGGGCCCGCAGGAUGGCUGCAACCGCAAGCGCUGCCACAAGUCCCUGCGGCAGUUUUUCGACCGCGUGCAGACCGAGCACAGCUACGGCCUGCUCUUCUGCUCAUGCCCCAACAACGCCUGCGCCGAGCGCCGACGCCAGACCAUCGUGCCGUCGUGCUCCUUCGAGGAGAAGGCCAAGCCCAACUGCCUGGAGCUCCGGAGGACGUGCCGUCUUGACCCACUCUGCAGGUCCAGACUGGCAGACUUCCACAAAAACUGUCAAAUGACACCGGUCCAACAGUUGUCCAACAGCUGUCCUAAUGAAGACUACCAGGCCUGCCUUGCCGCAUAUGUCGGCCUCAUUGGAACUGACAUGACCCCCAACUACAUGGACUCCACUCCCACUAACUUUACCAUCUCGCCCUGGUGCUCGUGUCGUGGCAGUGGGAACCAGGAAGAAGAGUGCGAGAGGUUCCUGCAGGACUUCAGAGAGAACACCUGCCUCCGAAAUGCCAUCCAGGCAUUUGGUUAUGGUACCGACCGGCCCAAGCCUGCCACCGUACCACCCACGACCUUGAAGCCGGACCAGGAGGUGAGCGUGGGCGUUACCAAGACAACACAGUCCGCAAAAGAGAGGAAGCCAGACGAUGAUCCCUGUGCUUUUCCAACCUGCAAUGACCUGGAAUAUGGAGAAAAAUGCAAUCCAGCCUGUGGAAGCGAGGAGCCACCAAGACCCCGGAUGGAGCCCAAGGACCCAGAGAACCGCUCUGUAGGCCUCAGAGCCCAUGCCUGGCUGUGGAUCACCUGCCUCACCCCUCUGCUGGGAAUCCUCACUCUGUAAACAAACAAACAAACAAACACGUAAACAAGGACCAGGGAAUGUUUUGUAUGGGCCAGGCAGCAGCGAGAGGAUAUGGCAGAAUGAAGCACCCCCCCGCCCACCCCCACCUCCAACUCCAAACCUACUCCCACCCAACCUCCCACAUCUCACCCUCCCAAGAGGGACCUUCAGACACCAAACAAACUCUUUAUCUCCUGUGUGCUGCCUCAGCUUCCUCCCUUCCUUCCUCUCUUUCUUUCAAUGACCAAGAUGAUGGAUGGAGAGAGGCAGACAGACUGACAGACUGACAGUCUGUGAGAAAGCCCUUGUGUUACAUAUCGAAGACUUGCUGCUGCCCUGCCACCAUCGCUGAAAGAACGAGAGAGAGAGAGAGAGAGAGAAAGAGUGAGUGGGGGAGGAGAGAGAACAAUGUGAGUGAUUUGAAAGAGGAGUGAAAGUGACACAAAAAGAGUAUGAACAAGAAAGAGAAGGAGAGAGUGAGAUGUUGGGAGAGCGAGAGCAAGCAAAACUGAGAACUGAGUGAAGGAUUGAAUGAAUGAAUGCAUGAAUGAAUGACUGUGUGAAUGAAGGAAGGAGAAGAUAAGCAAAGAAUGGUUGUUGUCCAUGCCAUCUCAUAGAUUCCAAAGUGGAAGGAGGCCUUGGGUUUUAUCGACUCUGAGAAAGAGAGAGAGAGAGAGAGAGAGAGAGAGAAAGAGAGAGCAUCAUGCCUCUGCUGCCUAGCAGACCUCUUACUGACAGACUUAUGGUGUCUCACUAGCGGACUCCUCCAAUACAGUAUUCUGCUUCCCAAACUGCCGGAACAGGUACACCUCCAAGUCUCAGCUUCUCAUCAACAACCUCUUCAUUUCUCUAUACCCUUCUUUUUUUUUACAAUCAGUUGACUUUCGGAAUCUUUAUUUUACCAUCACUCCCGCCUGAGUCACAAUUGGAUUUUCCCCCUGGAUCAACACCAAGGCUUUCCCCGUGUUCAUCAAGCUUCUCUAAGUUUUUUUUACUUUUUUCUUAAUUUAUUGUUAUUCCAGAGCCACAAGUGGAUAAUCAUUGUUUUUGUGUUGGUCUUUUUGAAAAGCAAAUGUAUUUUUUUGAACUUGUCAAAGAGGGGACUUUAUGAGGGGCCUAGAUGCUCCAUUUUAUUGCUGUAUUGUGUCAACAGAUUAUUUAAAGGAAAAAGAAGGAAAAACAUAAUUGAAAAUCUAUAAUGAUCAAAGGGAAACCAUGUAAAAAACUGAACCUCACUUGUUAAGCUGUCAUUGUUAGAAAAAAUGGGUGAAGGAUUCAUACAGCCACCCAUGGAUGUAUAAUUUUUCUUUUCUUUUCUGUGACUAUAGAAACUUUCUUUCCUUCUUGUACAAAUGUUAAUAUUAUAUACUUUCUUUAAGGAACAUGUUAAGGUGGAAAAGAUAUUGAUUUUAGGUCAGGAGCUUUGGGAACAAAUCUUGAUAUAAAAGGAAACACAAAGUUUAUAUGAAAAUGAGACUUGGGCAGCCAUUUUGAAUAUUCUCACCCACCAUGUUUAAAAAAAAAAAAGUCUAUACACCAAGACGAUAGAAAAAGAACACCAUUCUGUGGAAACCUAAUUGUUAGUGUGUAAUAUAGUGUGCAAUUUCUCAUGUGGCCUUAUUAUAACCCUACCCAAGAAUCUCCAGUGUGAAGAUCCAGUUCCUACAGUCAAAAAAUGGGGGAGAGCCAUAUAAAUAAGAUGGAUGAUCAACUUAAAGAAAGACUUAAAAAAAAAAACUUUGUUGUUUCAAAAUGUUUUAAAUGUUUCAAGAAUAGUGUAUCUGCUUCACUAACAGCAUCAGUAAAUGCACUAGAUAUAACUCUCGUAUUAACAUUCCAACACUGAACUCAAGUCAAGUGGUGGGCACGGCAGGGUGACAUCGAGGUGAGGGAGAGUUUUUUUGUGAAUGGUGUGGGAGCACUGUUUACUGUUUGUGUCUCUGGCUUGCUCAACUUGCAUAGGCUACUGACCCCAUAAAAGCCAAGCGAAACGCACUUCAAUAAAUACCAAUUACUGACAUGCUCAUCGACAGAUUUUUUGGAAUAAAAGAAAAAAGAAUGUACUAUACUGUGGGUGGUUCAGGGGAAGUGAGAAGGAAGAUGAAUCUGAAACCACUGCGUGAUUGUACGGUUCAUUGUAAAUUUAUUGAUGACAUGAUGAAGCAGAAUACAUAAAUAUAUCAUCGUUCCACACAG
Messenger RNA from Clupea harengus (Atlantic herring), 3385 nucleotides. RefSeq names its product GDNF family receptor alpha 2a (gene gfra2a). Lineage: Eukaryota; Metazoa; Chordata; Actinopteri; Clupeiformes; Clupeidae. The record is from RefSeq and is a predicted model, not a curated record. Gene Ontology annotation, biological process: nervous system development. Gene Ontology annotation, cellular component: external side of plasma membrane; signaling receptor complex. Gene Ontology annotation, molecular function: signaling receptor activity.